Molecule: messenger RNA, 948 nt
Organism: Spodoptera littoralis (African cotton leafworm)
Lineage: Eukaryota; Metazoa; Arthropoda; Insecta; Lepidoptera; Noctuidae
Source: the annotation of a GenBank genome assembly
AUGGGUGCUAUAUCCAGUAGAUAUCGUGUUUACAACUCGGGACUUACAAAUGUCGAUGUGGAUCCCGCUGAAAGUGAGAACAAACGUGAAAAUCCCGGAACGCUAGAUGAAAUUCAUAAAAAGACCAAAGAUGUUAUGCCCGUCAAUUUUGAAGGUGGCAAGUUGAUGGUGAACAGGGGACUGUCCAAUCAUUUCCAGAUGUCUCACACCCUUACAAUGAGCUCAGCCCAGAAUGGCUACAAACUAGGAGCAACAUACAUCGGUACCAAGCAGAUCUCUCCCUCGGAGGCCUUCCCCGUCAUUCUUGGAGACGUGGAUCCUUCAGGCAAUGUCAACUUCAGCUUAAUUCACCAACUUACUCCGGAGAUUAGGCUGAAGGGUGCUGCUCAGGUGCAAGAAUGCAAGCUGACAGCUACCCAGGGUACCCUGGAGUACAAGGGUUCCGACUACACGCUCGCGAUGGCUGUGGGCAAACCUGACUUUAAUGAGAAGUCAGCUGUGUUCGUCGGGCACUACUUACAGUCGGUGACAAAGCGGCUGGCGCUGGGCGCGGAGCUGGUGUACCAGUCGGGCGCCCGCGUCAUGGGCGGAGAGAUCGCUAUCACCUCCGCCGCCGCCAGAUAUACCAUGGACGACUCGGAAGUAUCAGCGACCCUGAGCUCGGCUAACUUCCACUUGUGCUACUUCAAGCAGUGCAGUGAACAAUUACAGGUUGUUGCGGAAAUGGACACCUCAUUCAGAGGCAUGGAAUCGGUCGGUACCAUUGGCUACCAGGUCAACAUACCCAAAGCAGAUCUAAUCUUCAGAGGAAUGGUAGACUCAAAUUGGAACAUCGGAGCAGUUCUGGAAAAGAAGCUGCAGCCGCUUCCAUUCACAUUUGCUCUGUCGGGAAUGGCGAACCAGGCCAAGCAACAGUUCAAAUUUGGGUGCGGUCUAAUCAUUGGUUAA